This is a messenger RNA of Mesorhabditis belari, 768 nucleotides long. Lineage: Eukaryota; Metazoa; Nematoda; Chromadorea; Rhabditida; Rhabditidae. The record is from the annotation of a GenBank genome assembly.
AUGCAAUCAUUCGCAAUCGAUCGUCUCAUCGGACUGACUCCAACGCCGAAAGCUCAACUAUCACCGUUUCACCAAAAAGCAACUGAUUCGAAUUGUGCCAUUAACUUGUCUCGUCACAAUGAGAUCACUCCACCAAUGCUUGCUCUGAGUCAAUCACUCGCAUCUUCCCCCGAACAUCCACCAUCAACCACUUCUCGACACCACAUUUGUGAUGAUAACUCGCUUCGACGCUAUCGGACAGCAUUCAGCCGAGAGCAGAUCACACGAUUAGAGCGAGAAUUCGCAAAAGAAAACUACGUUUCGAGAAAAACGCGUGGCGAACUCGCAUCCGAGCUGAAUCUACCCGAAGGAACCAUCAAGGUGUGGUUCCAAAAUCGCCGAAUGAAGGAUAAACGACAAAAGCUUCAACUGGGUGGUCUUGGAUGGCCAUUUUUGCCGGCUCCACUUGCUCUCAUGUUCAAUCCAUUGGCUACCCAGGCACAUUAUGAUGCGUGGCACAAAGCCACUAUAGCCAAUUAUCCGGUACCCAAGAUGGACUCUUCUUUUCCAUUCAUGUCGCCUAAUGCCCAAUCUGAGCAAGCAAGCACACCGACCCAAACAACUCUACGCGAUUCACCGGACUCUUGUGAUGGACUUUUUGAGGAUGAAGAAAUGCAAAAGUAUCAUACAAAUCAAGAUGUUAUGCCUCAAGAGAAUAAAUGCUCGGUCGAGGGAGAAAACAAUGAGGACACUCCACAAAAAUUCAAGAAAGAAAAUAAGCAAACCUCA